Messenger RNA from Diaporthe batatas, 2321 nucleotides. RefSeq lists its product as uncharacterized. Gene Ontology annotation, molecular function: spindle pole body-nuclear membrane anchor activity. NCBI's taxonomy places the organism in Eukaryota, Fungi, Ascomycota, Sordariomycetes, Diaporthales, Diaporthaceae. Gene Ontology annotation, biological process: nuclear pore organization; spindle pole body localization. Gene Ontology annotation, cellular component: spindle pole body; nuclear pore transmembrane ring. The coding region runs from base 63 to 1931 and encodes 622 amino acids. The record is from RefSeq and is a predicted model, not a curated record. The transcript is spliced from 3 exons.
AUUUUCGCCGCCAACCACUCAACCGCCCACCGACCGACCACCCAUGCUGCCCGACAGCCAAGAUGGCUUCAGUCAGGCGGGCUCCAUAUAAGGAUUUCCUCCAGCCCGCGCUGCAUCGACGUUUCACUAGCACUGCCACCCUCCUCUUAGCCAUUGCCUUUGUCGAGGCUGUCGUCCUUGCCCGCUGGGACUCGCCCUUCUGGGCAGUUUUCCCCGUCGGUCCAACGGGCAUCCGAGCCUUCUUCAUCUUCCUCUGCGGCCUCGCAAUUCUCGUCCUCCGAAUCGCACAAUACCACAUCGGCCUCCGUACGUCCAACUCGGGCCUGCAGACCUUCUUCAGAUACGCCGUGACCCCCCAGACACUCGAAGCAAUCGUCUCGUACACACUUUCGGCAUGGCUCUUCAGCCAGAUCUACCUGUGGUCGGCGACAGAGGAUCUAGCAUGGGUGUCAAUCCAGCCUGGCGUGGGCGGCAGGGUGCGGCUGAACGAGAAGCCCAUCUUCUUCACUGUUCACUUUCUGGUCCUGGGUGUCGUGCACGGCGCUUUGCACAUCUCCCGCGAUGAGGAUCGGUUGCGUCUCAACGCAGCAAGGCUGAAGGCCAAAGACGCGGCCCCCGCGGAAGCACCACGGCCCUGGUCAAAACGGCUGAUGAGUGAGGUGCCCCUCCUGGCUCAUCGCGCUCUCGUCCAGACUCUGUCUGUGCUCGUAUUCAACAUAUUCUUCUACCAUGCGGUUCUGCGCAGCCUGGCUUGGCGGGUUGCAUUGAUCAUCUUCCGUCCUUUCUACACGAUGCCGAAGACGAACCUGGCUCCGACAACACAUGGCGGCAUGAGCUUCCCGCUCUGGGUUAAAUGCUCGGGCGCUAGCUUUAUGUUAUUAUUCCUGUGGCUGGCGGGCAACAGGAUGUUCUCAAUGUUCCUCGUUAGGCCCCCGCUGAAGAACGGAAACCCCCUCACGUCGGAGUCGAAGGACCAAAAUGGAAGUCUUUUGAAUGGAUUGAAAAGCAAGAAGCUCCCAAUCAAGUGUUUCGCGACGUGGGAGCUCGCACUCAUCGCCAGGGACUUCCAACCACGGCGCCACGCUAUCUACCAGGACAUUGACAGGGCAGAUGGCCCGAUGUGGUCGCAAGUAUACGCGCUCUGUCUUCAGGUUGUGAAAGACAUGGAGUCAAGGAUUGACGGGCACAACCAGGCCGCUGCUGCCGCCAGAGAAGCUGCCGCGAAAGCGAACAGCAACGCACAGGCAGUGGUCCAGACGCCCACCAAGACCUUCCGAGCCGAAAUGGGGGAUAUGCUCCAAAAGAAGGUUGUCGAGCCCGGGCAGCCCUCGCGGCUUAGCCCGCUGGUGAAGAAGGGGGUAGCUCACGCCAAAGACUACGUGGAUGAUAUUGCCCGGCAGGCGACCGGUACAGACGCUGCGGAUAACCCCUACAAGCACUGGACCAGGCUGAUCCUGGACUCGCCACUUGGCCAACCCUUCAAGCAGGGAUUCUCCCGCAGAAUCACAACCGUUGUGCUCGGAGAACCAUAUGGAGAGCCGGCACUCGUGAUCAAUGCCGUAUCGGCACUGACGCGGCUAGCCGUGUCCAGCCUGGCAGAGGAUAGCUAUGGAAACGUGCAGCGGGAUGUCUCCACCAUCAUCCGGACGUUCACGAGUGUCAAGACGAAGCUGGAGGCGUUCAAGGCCGACUUCCCCCUGCACUGGACCGACCAGGACGCAGCGAGGGAGUGUGCGGAAGUCGAGGCGAUCCUGGAGACGCUGAAGGAGGGACUGGUUCAGCUGAUCGUGGCGUUCGGCCCAUAUGCGAGGGAUCUCAGGCUGACAUUUGCGGACGUGAGACAAGCACGGGAGGCGGCUGGGCUGCCGGCCAGAGAAGGUGCUGCUCCUACAAGAGCUGAGGGGCGGCCGGAAAUGCGGCAGGUUCGGUGAGCAUAUUAGGAUGGGGAUGGAAAUCAAAAUGUGGCCGGGCCUGUGUACAUGUACGGUGGCUGUGCGGUUUAUACCCGAGCGUUGUCGCUCACACUGCAGAACUCAACAGAACAGACACUGUUGUUUAUGCGCGCUAGAUUCUCAAGCUGUUCCUUGAGUGCGCGGAUUGUUGCUUCGGCUUUUCGAAGCGAAGCGCAAGAUUAGCCCCGGGUGCUCAGGGGUAAUGGGGCAUGCAUCCGUCGAUAUUCGUUCAAUGCUGGCUGGGUAGCACCAGCCCUGACCAGUUCAAAUGACCGAGGCCUAGGAUAGUCAAGACUAAUAAGCCAUGGAUCGAUCAUAGAUGCUUUGCUGUAUUGGAAACGGAGAUGGCUUGCGGCAGAUGCACGGAAA